Molecule: messenger RNA, 1074 nt
Organism: Quercus robur (English oak)
Lineage: Eukaryota; Viridiplantae; Streptophyta; Magnoliopsida; Fagales; Fagaceae
Product: probably inactive leucine-rich repeat receptor-like protein kinase At5g48380
Exons: 1
Coding region: 39-995 (318 amino acids)
Biological process (GO): protein phosphorylation
Molecular function (GO): protein kinase activity; ATP binding
Source: RefSeq, a predicted model, not a curated record
AUCUACAGGUUCCAGAGUUGGAGAGACUGGUUAGUAUAAUGAGCAUUAUAGAACUUAGUGAGGCAACUGGCAAUUUCAGCAUAGGCAAUGUCAUUGGGUUUGGAAAGAUCGGAAUGAUGUACAAGGGAGUGCUUUCAAAUGGUCGGCCUUCUGCGAUCAAGAGGUUACUUAAUUCUCAAUGUUUUGAGAAACAGUUUAUUUCUGAGCUAUUGGCUCUAGGUAGAUUGAGACACAAUAACAUAGUUCCUCUUUUAGGAUACUGUAUAGAAGGCAAGGAAAAGCUUUUGGUGUACAAAUAUAUAUCGAAUGGUAACCUUUAUGAUUGGCUACAUGUAGCGAAAGGCAAGCAUAAGAUCUUGGAAUGGCCUUCGAGGAUAAAAAUUGCUAUGGGGAUAGUAAGAGGCCUAGUAUGGCUUCACCAUAAAUGCAAUUUCCGAGUGGUCCAUCUUAACUUGUGUUCAAACUCUAUCUUACUUGAUCAGAACUUUGAGCCCAAGAUAUCGAAUUUCGGUGAGUCAAUAAUAUCAAAUUUUGGUGGGGAAAUGUUCAAGAACCCAAGAGGCAAUAACAUUUUUAUAGGCAGUGAUGUUUGGGAGUUGGGGUAUGUAAAAAAGGAUGUCUACGACUUUGGAAUUUUGCUUCUUGAGCUAAUUAUAGGGAAGGAAUCCAUUGAAAUUAAUAAUUAUGCCAACAAAUCAAAUGAGAAUUUGGUUGAUUGGAUUGCUCAUCUUUUGAAUUCUUCUGAUCUCUACAAUGUGAUUGAUGAAUCUUUGAUUGGUAGAGGAUUCGAAGAUGAAAUCUUUGAGUUACUUAGAAUUGCAUAUACUUGUCUUCAGCUCUUUCCUAGUAAAAGGCCGACCACGCUUGAACUAUACAAUACAAUACGUAUUUUUGGGGAAAGAUAUUGCCUCACAAAUGACUUUGAGAUAUUGAGACAAUCUGAAAUUGCCACUGCAAGUACCCUUUGUGAAAUUGUAGAGGCCGAAAUUACAUAGGCCAAUUAUAGCAUGGCAUCCAAACUCCAAAGUGUAAUAUUUACGUAGAGAAAAUCCGUAAUGAAUUUGGGUUUAUGUU